GUAAACAUUAAAACACAGAAAAAUGACACCGAUGACGGCGGAUCAAGUGGAGAGAGCGGAGAGAGAGGUAAUGAGAUACGCAACAGAGGGAAUCCACUACUACAACGACGAGGAGCUGGAUUUGUUACGACAAAGAGCGCCGGCGUACUUUGACACGAGGGUUGACGUUCAGCAGUCAGUGGCGGCAAACGGAGACAUGUCAACGAGAGCACAGCAGUUGCUGCUGUGUUUAUCUCAAAAUGCCGACGUGCAUGACGACCACAUCAUGACGGAGUGCUCUGCGAACACUCUUCACGGAGUUGUGGACUGGAUGUGCAACGACCAAGACAUCGACAUGACGAAAAGAGAGGGAGGAGGUUCGUACGACACGGCGGCGUUCAAGAAAUUUGUGAGAUCCCAGGCGAGGGAAAAUCAAAUGUUGAAGACAGUGGGUGGUGAAGAAUUGAACCCGAACGCUGCGGACAUAUUGGCGCUGAGCAGGAUGAGCGAGGAAGCACAAAGAGAUUCUGUCGACUACCAUGAACUGGCGACAAUGGUGGUGGACGGUGUCGAGUAUAUGCUACUUGACCAGAUUGUGGACUUCAUGAAGAGUGGAGGCGAGGACAAGAACCUCAUUCACGAGGCAUUGCAUGAGGUGACGGAGGACGCAAUAGCAGCAGCGGAGGUUGUCGAUGUCGAGUGCGUAAAGGAUCGCACAAUCGACCUUCUAUCGGGAGAUCCUGUGCCCCGAGGGAACAUAUUCAAGGCUGUAGAGGAGCUCACCACGGCAUUGACAGAUGUGGACAGGAGGAGGAAGAGAAAGCAAGGAUGGGAAAUCGUUACUGUCCAUGGCGGAUUCAGAGAGUGGAGAUUGGCACCCAUACGUCCUUCACGUGACUUCAACGAAGGGGGUGAACAACCGCCUCGACAGGGAGAUGAUGCGGUGGUUCAUUCUGAUGACAAGGGCGAUGCGCAGACACGACCGCAGCAAGAGAACCCGGCUUUACGGGACUUGGAGGUGAGUGGCAGUGAUAUCAGCAGCGACGAGGAGGGCGAGGAAUACGACCCUUACUGGGACGUAAAGCGAGGUGGUGGUCAAGCCACGAAAGGCUGAUGUCAUGCGAUUAUGAGGUUGGCACGUUAUUUCUCGAAACCGCACCCAUUGAUACG
Messenger RNA from Chara braunii, 1149 nucleotides. NCBI's taxonomy places the organism in Eukaryota, Viridiplantae, Streptophyta, Charophyceae, Charales, Characeae. The record is from the annotation of a GenBank genome assembly.